Molecule: messenger RNA, 1563 nt
Organism: Planococcus citri (citrus mealybug)
Lineage: Eukaryota; Metazoa; Arthropoda; Insecta; Hemiptera; Pseudococcidae
Product: breast cancer metastasis-suppressor 1-like protein
Exons: 5
Coding region: 162-1064 (300 amino acids)
Biological process (GO): negative regulation of transcription by RNA polymerase II
Cellular component (GO): Sin3-type complex
Molecular function (GO): histone deacetylase binding
Source: RefSeq, a predicted model, not a curated record
AAUAUUUACGUUUGUUUUUCCGAUUGAUUUGAUUAGUUUUAAAGAUUUUUUUUUUUCGUGAAAAUGUUGAAAAAAUUCUAAGGAAAAACUGGGGUUUCCUCUCAGAAAAACCUAGUAAAACUGGUGAAAGACCAGUGAUUGAGACAACGUUCCAGGGGAUCAUGGAAUCCGACGAACCUAAAAAUGAAGAAGAAAAACAUCCAUCUCCAACUCCUACCCCUGCUCCAGUCUCAGUCUCAGUCCCUGACCCUGUACCAGUCCCAGUUCAAUCUCCAGAUCCAGUUCCAGUCACAGCAGCCCCAGUACCUGAACCGGUCGCUGAAAAAGAAGAAAGCGAUGUUGAAGAAAUGGAACGCGAUUCUGAAGAAUCCGAUCAGUCUGGUUCAGGAUCUGGGGAUUCUUCUGAAGGUUCAGAAAGUGACGAAGCUUCAGAACUCGACGAAGAAUAUGUUAGGCGAAGGCAAACAUGUCUCGAACAGAUGGCCGAAUUAGAGAAGCAAUAUGUUGAACUAUAUGACAUCAUUAUAAACGAGCGUUUGAAUCAAAUCUCAUUGAAAUUAACGGAGAUCAAAUGUGGUGAAGCGUCAGAGUAUUUACAACCUUUGGCAGAUUUAGAGGAAAAUAUGAGAAUUCGAUCCGAAGUUUCGGGUGUUUUGCGUCAGUAUAGGAUUAAAAACUUGGAAAAUCAGUACGAAGCUGAAGAAUUGACAGCCAAACAAAAUUUCGAGAACGAGAAAGAACUAUUGUACGAUUCGAUUGAAGAUGAAUUGAAGGAUAAAAUCAAACAUCUCGAAGAAGAUAGAAAUAACGUUGACCUAAAUGCCGAUCUAUGGAUGGUUGAAAGAGGUUUAGGCAAAUCUGGCAAAAUAACUAAAGACAAGAAGCAUAUUACUCAUCUUAAAGGAGGUAUUCAUCGAGAAACGGAGUCGAAUUCUCGUCGCAAACCUGUCACGGUAUCCGGACCUUAUAUAGUAUACAUGUUGAGAGAUUCUGAAAUUCUCGAAGAUUGGACAACUAUUAAAAAAGCUUUAUCAAAUUGCAAUCGUAAACGUAGCUGUCAGUAGUGUUUCACUCAAAUGUCAAAUUUUUUUUCAUAAAAUUCGCCUCCUGUUUACUCGUUUUUCUCUUUUUUUCAGAAUUAAAUUUAAAGUAAUGCCAAGUAUCAAAGAGAUAUGAAUGGAUUUUUUUUUUACAUCAUGAUCAGUUACCUCUCUAUUAUUCUUGAUGAAUUUUUUAUGAUUGUUAGCUCUCUUUUACUUUACAGUAUUUUUUACAUGUUUUUAUUGUCGUACAUAUUUAUUCAUUAUUUCAGCUAUGACGUGAAUGUUACAUUCCAAAUUUUGAUUGUUUUUUUGAUCAAAGGAAACCAAAUAUAAUCGACAACAUUUUUGUAGGUAAUAAUUUUCAAUUGUUAGAUACAAUAUACUUAAUUUUAACCUUAAAAUCAUCGUAAAGUAUUAAAUUAUUGAUUAAGUGGUAAGUUAUUGUGAAUGUUAUGUAUUACGUGUUGAAAAUUGAAGCCUAAGAUUUAAAUUUUUUUAAAAUAAAAAUGUUAAUGAACGA